Pseudophryne corroboree (corroboree frog) is the source of this 2371-nucleotide messenger RNA. Its product is annotated as prostaglandin D2 receptor-like. The coding region runs from base 146 to 1228 and encodes 360 amino acids. Gene Ontology annotation, molecular function: prostaglandin D receptor activity; thromboxane receptor activity. Lineage: Eukaryota; Metazoa; Chordata; Amphibia; Anura; Myobatrachidae. The record is from RefSeq and is a predicted model, not a curated record. Gene Ontology annotation, biological process: inflammatory response; G protein-coupled receptor signaling pathway; positive regulation of cytosolic calcium ion concentration. Gene Ontology annotation, cellular component: plasma membrane. The transcript is spliced from 2 exons.
CCUUCAGAGAUCCAAGGAGCUUGAACCGUUUGCAAUCGCAGAGAAAAGCAAGUUUCAGACAGAUGAGCGGCUCAGAUCUCACAGACGUUGGCUGGAGCCUCUUCUUGGCGGUUGGACAAUUGUAACCUCCGAGUUGAGUUUUCACAUGGAGUUGUAUCCAUGCUCUAAUAAUAGCCGAGCCAUUCAAGGUGACCACUCUGUCAUACCUAGCUCAUUGCUGUUCUCUACCGGUCUCCUGGGAAAUUUCAUUGCAAUCUACAUCUUAUGGCAACACAAGUUACGCACGAGGAACAAAACCUCAAUUUUUUAUAUUUUGGUUACUGGUCUGACAGUCACAAAUCUGAUGGGGAAAUGUCUGUUGAGCCCAAUGGUACUGGCUGCUUACUCCAAAAAUCAGACCCUGGUGCAGAUGGCGGACAACCGAAACCUAUGUAAUAUUUUCAGCUUCAUCAUGAUUUUCUUUGGAUUGGCACCGAUGCUUAUAUUAUUUGCUAUGGCUCUAGACUGCUGGAUUGCACUUGCGUACCCCUUUUUCUACUACAAUUACAUCACGAAGAAAAUUGGCUUGGUGGUACCACUUGUAGUCUACAUUUUCAGCGCCGGCUUCUGUGCUAUGCCUUUCCUGGGAAUUGGGAAAUUUAAACAGUACUGCCCCGGAACCUGGUGCUUUAUUCAAAUGACUGCGGAGGACUCGAAGCCUGACGUCCUGGCUUAUUCUGUGCUAUAUGGCACAGUCAUGGGAAUAUUUGUUAUAGCCAUCAUUAUCUGUAAUGUGGCUAUUAUGAGACGCCUUUACCAGAUGUACCAAAUUCAAAACCAGCGAAAUAUGAGCGGUUCCAGAACGGGACCCAAGGUGGAAUGCGCCAAGCAAGCAGGCAUGGAGGAACUAGAUCACCUAAUCCUCUUGGCGGUGAUGACGAUAAUUUUUGCGGUGUGCUCGCUUCCUUUAACUGUUCGAGUCUAUAUCGCAGCAUUCACGGCAGGGCACGAUGAAUAUGCCGACCUGCUAGUCAUUAGGUUUAUUUCAAUGAACUCCAUAGUGGAUCCAUGGAUUUUCAUCAUCUUCAGGACAUCAAAGUUUCACACCCAUGUGCACAGGCUUUGCAGCAGAAUUAAUUCUACGACCGCCACACAGACGGAGCUGCUAGAUACAACCACUAAACUUGACUUGAAAUUGGAAUUCCAAGUUCCUUUCAAAGAACUACUGUCAGUGACCAAGGUUCCAUGAACAGACUGUGAAAAAGAAUGAUGGCGGCGUGUGUGGGGCCCACAACGCGCACACUGCACCCAUGUUUUAAUAUUUUCCUUUCCGGAGUCCUGUAUUGGGCAAUAAUCACAGCCAAAAUGGCCGUCGUGCAUGCACUGUAGUGAAAUUAGUCUCCAGAACAUGGCAGGCACCAUUUUUCUGGAGACCUGCGAAUGCGCAAUAGCCUACAGCACAGUGCAGGAACCUACUGUGCCAUGAGGAGGAGGGGGCGACCCUGGAUUCUGCACACGGCCUCCUCCUCUGUUAAAAUGACCCUGUAAGGAUGAUUCAGAGAUGGACACAAUGUCAAUGAUGUACGCAGUGGAGUGAUUUUGGGGUCCAGUUGCCCCCUAGGCACAUUAUUGGUCGCCCCCACCAUGUCACUGCCCUCUUCAUGUCAAGACCAAUUCCAAUGCAUUCAGAGUGCCCAACAGUCCCAUUGUCACCCACCACCAGCUCCUGCACCACUGUUUGCAGCCCACUGUCCCACUUUGUCAGUUGCAAAGUAAAAAAAGAAGAAAAAAAAGUUGUAAUGACCCUCCCCCCAAAAAAGAAUUAACACACCCCAUCAGCCCGUUGUGCCGCAACCAGCAGGUGCUGCCCCUAGGCAAGUGCCUCAUGUGCAUAGUGGAAAAUCAAACACUGCCGACAGGGAACGUUUGUGCGAGGUAAUGAGGGAGUGGUGACAUAGGCAUGUCGACUCGAAACAGUUUCGGGGAGGGGGGAUGUCCCAACUCUGCGAUCCCAUAUGCAGCUCCAUUGCAUCUGACAUGUUACUUCCAACUGCCAUGCUGCAAGAGCAAUGUGCAUCCGACGUCUGCGCCUUCAUACACAAGCCGCGGCUCUGAAACACCUCGAAAUGGCAUCUCAAUAGAAAACUCCCGAAGGAUGCAGCAUUCGCAUGUUUCCGGCCCAGCCACUGCAUACUAAAUCGCAGCAGAAACACCAUUUGUGUAGAUCUCUGAAUCAGGCCCCGUGUACACUGGUGGUUUAUGAGAAAAAUAGGUCUGAUCAAGUUAUAAAAUAUCAAUAAAAUAUCUUAACACAUAUGGAGAGAAUAAUAGUGCACCGUUUCACUGUAAAAUAUAAGCAUAUUGUAAAAAUAAAGUAUAUAUUUAAGGUAGA